AAAUAUAAUUUAUGAAUAAUAAUAAAGACAAUAUAAUAUUUAAAACAUUGAUGGAAGGUAAGGUGAUUUGUUAGUCUAUUUAAACGUAAUAUUGCAACAUUAAGUUUGUUUUAAAAAAUGGAAGUAGUAUUUUUUAAAUUAUACCAAUUAUUGCAGGCUUGCGUAAAAAAUUGAUCAAUGUGAUGGACCAAUCGUGAGCCAAGUCAUAUUUAAGGAACCAUAAUCUCACUAUUGAUUCAUGUUUAGUAAUUGUUCAAGCAACCUGGCAUGGCCAUGGCGGCAUAUAAAUGAUAUUAUGGUUAUUAAUUGCUAUCUGGCAUUAUAUUAUUAUAAUAUAAGACAAUAUUCUACAAAACGAAUAAAAUGCGUAAAAUUACUAAAAUUAUCGUCUAUAACGUAUUAAGAUUUUAGGUACAGUUGACAAUAGAGAAACUGUUACUCUAUAGUUUACACACAACAGUACAUUCAAUUCAAAAUUAUUUAAAAAAAAAAUAAAAAUGUUAAAAAUAUCCAUACACAGCCAUCGGUGGCGGCAUCUGUCUAUAAAUCGGGGAACUAUGGAAUAUUGCCGUACAUUUCGGCAUCAAAUAUCAAUAAUAUUAUUGUUGUGCCCGGAGACUUGAGAUUACAAAGCGGCAUCGCGUUAUCUUUCCACAUCACGGGUACAAUAAUUAUAAGUUACAUAUUAUUAUUAUUGUUAUUUAUUAUUACCAAACACCAACAAUGUAGUUAUACACUUUUGUGAUAUUACGUAAAUAUACGUACACAUGUAUACACAUAUGCGUGCAUUAUUAUUAUUGAUUAUUAAUAGACAGCACGAUGUAGAAAUAGAAAAGAUAUCUCGAUAGGCAGUUGAACAACAUAUUAAAACUUAUUAAAACAAAAGGUAUAUAUAUAUAUUUAAAUCGUACGUAUGAAUGUAUAGACAACAGUAGUUACUAUUAUGACUUGAAUGCGAUUUAAUUUAAUGUUAUUAUUUACUUUGCGAUGCUAUAUUAUGGAUGAUUACGUGUUCGAUUUAAUAUAUAUUAAAAUGCUUAAUUCAUAUUGCAUACUUGCACAUUGUGUUGCAUCUUGUGAACUGUUGCAAAAAUGCGAAAUGAAAAUUACCCGUUCAGGCCCUGUUUGCGAUUAUUGUAAAAAAUCAUAAUUAUAUUGAUAUUAUGUAUGCCGUAGUUAAAUUUAGUCGGCGAAUGCGAAACGAAUGACACCAAAUGAAAUGUUCAACGAGAAAUAUAAUAUCAUGUACGAGUGAUGUAGUUAGAUUUAUUCACCAUGCACAUGUCCAUACGCAGCUGUCAUACGUUUUUGAAUUAGUUUUUGACUGCUCUGCCAUAAUGAAUCCAAUUUUUACAAACCGUUAUCAAUUUGUAUAUAUGAAGAAUUAUCAUGAAAAAAAAUUAGGUACGCUGUUAAAGUUGUAUUAGAUUAGUAUAAUACAUAAAUCUAUGUACAAAUUGUUUGCCAAACGUGUUAAAAAACGAUUUGUUUACUCUAGGUUUAGGCAUUGGGCGCAUACUACUACUACCCAUGCUAAGUUGUAAACUGAAUUACUAAACUGGCUGGUUGACAGUCAAUGACAAUGGAUGAUGUCGGUGACAUCGAAGACUUGAUUUCGUCUGUUGCCGAUGUUGCUGAAAUUGGUAGAGUCAAACCUAGGAAUAUUGUAUCUCUGCGUCCCAAAGUUAAGGAAAAACGACUAAGGGAAAUUGAUCAUCCACCAUCCCAAGUCCCUGGCACCCAAACAAUAUUUAUUAAGACUUGGGGAUGUUCACAUAACAGCUCAGAUGGGGAAUAUAUGGCUGGUCUUCUAUCUAACUAUGGAUAUAAAAUAACCGAGGACAAAGCCAUUGCUGAUCUGUGGAUAUUAAAUAGCUGUACAGUGAAAAAUCCCGCUGAAGAUCAUUUUAGAAAUGAAAUUUCUACUGGGAAAAAAUCUGGAAAAUUUGUAGUAGUGGCUGGUUGUGUACCUCAAGGAGAUAAAAAGUCUCCUUUUAUUCAAAACCUAAGUGUUAUUGGAGUUCAGCAAAUAGACAGGGUAGUAGAAGUAGUAGAAGAAACAUUAAAAGGACAUACUAUUCGUUUGUUGGGUCAAAAAAAGAUAAAUGGAAAAAAAGAUGGUGGUGCCAGAUUACAGUUACCAAAAAUGCGUAAAAAUAAAUUAAUUGAAAUUAUUGCUAUUAGCACUGGAUGUUUGAAUCAGUGUACCUAUUGUAAAACGAAACAUGCAAGGGGUAACCUUGGUAGUUAUCCUCCAGAUGAAAUUGUACAAAGAGCCAUAGAAUCUUUUAAUGAAGGUGCAGUGGAAUUGUGGCUAACAAGUGAAGAUACUGGUGCAUACGGGUUAGACAUACAAACGAAUUUACCAGAACUUCUUUGGCGUUUAGUGGCUAUUAUACCUGAAGGUUGUAUGAUGCGGAUUGGUAUGACUAAUCCACCAUAUAUACUCGAUCAUCUUGAGGAAAUAGCCAAGAUUUUAUCCCACCCUAGGGUGUAUGCAUUUUUGCAUGUGCCUGUGCAAUCAGGAAGUAAUCAAGUACUAGCAGACAUGAAGCGUGAAUACUCAAUCGAAGAGUUUGAAACUGUUGUUACUUUUUUGAGACAAAGAGUACCUGGUGUUUCUAUUGCAACAGAUAUUAUUUGUGGCUUCCCAACUGAAACAGAAGAAGAUUUUUCUGAAACAAUGAGUGUUUGUGAAAAAUAUAAAUUUCCUAGUUUAUUUAUUAAUCAAUUUUACCCACGUAAAGGUACACCAGCUGCAAGAAUGCCCAAAAUUCCCACAGACAUGGUUAAAAUUCGAACUAAACGUCUGACAGAAUUAUUUCAUUCUUAUACCACGAAUGACCAUAGCAUUGGUGAAGUACAAGAGAUUUUGAUAACCGAAGAAGCCAAAAAUGGUAUUGAGUUGAUUGGACACAAUAAAUAUUAUGAACAGGUUUUGGUGACAAAAGAACCAGAACUAAUGGGCAAGUGUAUUAAAGUAAUCGUAAAGUCAGCAAAAAAGCAUUGUCUAAUAGCUGAAAUGGUAGACAAACCAAGAAUUUUUAAGAAUAACCUUCAAGGAAUCAACGAUACGUACUCGAUAUGGCCUGUUUUUGCUUUAUUAGUUUGCGUUUUAGCAAGAAUACUUUGGUUAUUCGUAUAACAUAAAAAUUAUGUAGUGUAUAUAAA
Myzus persicae (green peach aphid) is the source of this 3171-nucleotide messenger RNA. Its product is annotated as threonylcarbamoyladenosine tRNA methylthiotransferase. Gene Ontology annotation, biological process: tRNA methylthiolation. Gene Ontology annotation, cellular component: endoplasmic reticulum. The record is from RefSeq and is a predicted model, not a curated record. Bases 1577 to 3145 code for a protein of 522 amino acids. The transcript has 8 exons. Gene Ontology annotation, molecular function: tRNA (N(6)-L-threonylcarbamoyladenosine(37)-C(2))-methylthiotransferase activity; 4 iron, 4 sulfur cluster binding. NCBI's taxonomy places the organism in Eukaryota, Metazoa, Arthropoda, Insecta, Hemiptera, Aphididae.